Messenger RNA from Prunus armeniaca (apricot), 642 nucleotides. Lineage: Eukaryota; Viridiplantae; Streptophyta; Magnoliopsida; Rosales; Rosaceae. The record is from the annotation of a GenBank genome assembly.
AUGGCGCUCUCUGCUGCGUUUCGGGAACGACUUGAACACAUGGAGCAUACUCGUAACCAACGCCUCUCUCUCCUCCAGGCAGAGAAAGAAGUGCAGGAGAACAAGUCUCAGGCGCUGGUUUUGAGAAUCGCAAGCAUGAGGGCCACGGAGCAGAGGUGCUUGGCGCUCGACCAAAAGAUCGCAUCGCAAAGCUUCAAGAUUUGGGCGCUGAGGUCCGAGAUCGAUCGCCUCGACGAGAAAAAUCAAACCGAUUAUCAUCAAUUGAGGGUUUUGAAGAGUGAGGUGGAGGAGCUUGAGGACUUGGAGAAGGAGAAGAACAGGUUUUAUGAACUGAAGGGCUCUGAAAUGAAGGAGUUCAAGCAAAAUGUGGAGAGGUUUGCUUUUGAAUGCCAAAUGCAAGUUCAAGAUUUGAAGAAGGGCAUCAAUGAGAUUCAAUCGAGGUUUGUCAAAUUCCAAGGCAGUGACAGAUGCACAAGUGAUUCUGAGAUAGCUGCGGCUGAAAUGAGAAAGUCUGAGCUUUUAGCUAUGAAAGAGGAGCUUGAUAGAAAGUUGGCUUCUAAUUACCAAAUUAGAGCCCAAUUGCAAAAGCAGCUUCAAACCAUUCUAACCAAACACAAACAAGACACAAGUUACAAAUCCUGA